This is a messenger RNA of Corylus avellana, 1071 nucleotides long. The record is from RefSeq and is a predicted model, not a curated record. Lineage: Eukaryota; Viridiplantae; Streptophyta; Magnoliopsida; Fagales; Betulaceae.
CAUGUCGGACCCAACCUAACAAAACAAAUUAUUCCCCCUCUCUCUCUCUAUUGCUCUAUAGUCUGAAACCAGUAGUGGGAGUAGCUAGUACUGCAGUACCAUUUCAUCCAUUAAUUCCAUAACGCGAUGAGACUGAACGGCGACGUUCCACCGACAGCAUUACCAGUACCUUCGUCAGCAGCAACGGUGAAGAAAGAUAGCUCAGAGGCUGGCCUCUUCGGUCGGAGCCGCUCCUACAAGUUCUGGGCCCUGGCGGCAAUUACUCUCCUCGCUGUCUGGUCCAUGUUCACCGGCUCCCUCACUCUCAAAUGGUCCGCCGGUAACCUCACGCACUUCUCCGACGGCGCCGACUCUCUCGUCCUCGACGAUCUUGAUAUUCUGGAAGUGGAGGAGAGAGAGAAGGUGGUGAGGCACAUGUGGGGCGUGUACACGCAGAGCAAGAGUACGAGAUUGCCUAGGUUUUGGCUGGAGGCCUUUGAAGCUGCUUACGAGCAUUUGGCUAGUGAUGUUCAGGGCGUCCGAGACGCCGCUGUUUCGGAAAUCGCAAAGAUGUCCAUGCGCUCCCUCCGUCUCGACCCGCUUCCUACUCACUCUAAGGGUUCUAAAGGAUCAAGAAAGAGUCUAAAGCAAGCAAAAAAAAGGAAAGGAGGUAGUAACUACAGUUGGGAGUAGCUGAUAACUGAAAAUCUUCCUUGUAUUUGUUUAUGCCAUUUCCUGCUUGAAGUGAGCAGAAGAUGGUGAUGAGCUGGAGUAAUACACAAUCUAUUAUAUUACAACAAACAAAUCAGUUUACAUGCUUUAGCUAAAGGACCUUGCAAAAGUCAAAACUGUUUGUAUAGGUCGCCAUUUCAAAUAAGCCCAUGAAAUUGUGGGUUGUAAUUUCUUGUAUUAUUGAAGGAUAUUAGAUGACUUUCUAUAUAUGAUGGUUUGUAAAAUCCCAUGAUACUAUAAAUAAAGCAUAAGAUAAAGAGAUCAUAAAAAGUUCUUACUGCUCGUAGUGCAGGGAAUGUAAUUUUGCUCAUGCAGUUAUGCUACCUUUUCCUUUUCUAUCACUUCGAUUCACGGACUUCA